ACAGUGGCCACAAAUAUAAACGUUGACUCACUGCGGAACAUCAACAAGGGAGAUCAGAUCCCAAAAGCUUAAACAUACACUUUGCCCGAAAAAGAGAGAAGAAAAUGUCACACUUCCUGCAAUUUUUAGUUACAAAUGUAACAUCCUUCUUGCUGCAACCCUCUGUUUUAACAAUUUUAGCCUUCAGCUUCAUACUCCUAUUCAAAUGGUAUUCCAUCCUUCCAAACAGUAACACCAAAAAAAACUCACCACCAUCACCACCAAAGCUACCCAUCAUUGGAAACCUUCACCAACUUGGCUUGCAGCCUCACCGUUCACUCCAAACCUUAGCUCAGCGCCAUGGCCCUCUCAUGCUGCUUCACUUUGGCAGCGUACCAGUCCUUGUUGUCUCGUCUGCUGAUGCUGCCCAAGAGAUCAUGAAGACCCGAGACCUCAACUUUGCAGACCGACCCAAAUCAGGCAUAUCAGAGAAACUAUUAUACAGUUACAAAGAUGUGGCUUCAGCCCCCUACGGUGAGUACUGGAGGCAAAUGAAAAGCAUACUUGUGCUACAUCUUUUAAGUAACAAAAGGGUUCAGUCCUUUUGCUCUGUGAGAGAGGAGGAAACUUUCCUGAUGAUUGACAAAAUCAAAGAGUCCUGUUCUUCUUCAUCUGUGAAUUUGAGUGAAAUAUUUGCAAAGCUUACUAAUGAUGUAGUAUGUAGGGUCGCCUUGGGAAAAAAGUAUGGUGAAGGGGAAGGUGGAAAGAAAUUCAAGGAGCUUCUCGGGGAGUUUGCGGAGUUGUUGGGUGCUAUCAACGUGGGGGACUAUAUUCCAUCGCUUGCUUGGUUGAACCGUGCCAAUGGCUUUUAUGCCAAAGCAGAGAAAGUGGCUAAACAAUUAGAUGAUUUUCUAGAAGGAGUAAUUGAAGAGCAUAUAAAUUGUCAGAAGAAAGGGGAUCAUGACCGUGGUUUUACUUUUAGUCAAGAAAAUGAAGACCAAAAAGACUUUGUAGACAUUUUGCUUUGGAUUCAAGAGGAAAACGUGAUUGGUUUCCCUGUCGACAGAGAUAGUAUUAAGGCUUUAAUCCUGGAUGCAUUCGCUGCUGGGACUGACACUACAUACAUAGUUUUAGAAUGGACAAUGACAGAGCUCAUAAGGCACCCUGAGGUGAUGAAGAAGGUGCAAAAUGAAGUGAGAGAGAUUGCUGGCAAUAAAAAGGACAUAACUGAGGAUGAUUUGGAUAAAAUGCAUUACUUGAAGGCAAUAAUCAAAGAGACUCUUCGCCUUCAUCCACCUAUUCCACUAUUAGUUCCUCGAAAAUCAAUUCAAGAUGCAAAAAUACAUGGCUAUGAUAUCGCAGUAGGCACUCAAGUCAUUAUCAAUGCAUGGACAAUUGGAAAAGACCCUACAUUAUGGGACGAACCAGAGGAGUUUCAACCAGAAAGGUUCUUAACUUCUUCAAUAGAUUUUAAAGGACAUGACUUCCAAUUGAUCCCAUUUGGAGCGGGAAGGAGGGGAUGCCCUGGAAUUUCUUUUGCCAUAACUACUAUUGAGCUUGUUAUGGCAAAUCUUGUGCGCAACUUUGAAUGGACAUUGCCUGAUGGAGCAAUAGGAAAGGAUUUGGACAUGACUGAAUCUACCGGUCUAACCAUUCAUAGAAAAUUUCCUCUUAUGGCAAUUGCAACUUCAUAUUUUGGCUAGUAUAUAUAGACACAAUACAUAUUAGUAGUAGAAGAAUUCCCAAGUUUAGUUUGGCUAGAAA
Messenger RNA from Quercus robur (English oak), 1743 nucleotides. Its product is annotated as cytochrome P450 736A117-like. NCBI's taxonomy places the organism in Eukaryota, Viridiplantae, Streptophyta, Magnoliopsida, Fagales, Fagaceae. Gene Ontology annotation, molecular function: iron ion binding; monooxygenase activity; oxidoreductase activity, acting on paired donors, with incorporation or reduction of molecular oxygen. The coding region runs from base 105 to 1682 and encodes 525 amino acids. The transcript is spliced from 2 exons. The record is from RefSeq and is a predicted model, not a curated record.